UUUAUACAACAACGAGGCGCACGCAGGCCGCCCCAGCCGAAGAAAGUGAGAAUUACACAAAAAUGCUUAGUGCGAAUUUCGAGGAGCUUGCCGCUUUGUACAAUAUGGAUUUCACCAGCGCCAGCAAUAGCAGCCCAUCGACGUCUUCAUCUUCGUUAGAAAGCCAAACGGAAUUGAUCGCGUACCAAAGUGAGGGUGACUUGGUGGAUAACUUCGACUUUAACUAUGCCGUGGAUGAUACGCGAUACCCGGUAGCCAGCAGCAGCGUAAAUUCAAAGUGUUGGUCUUCACAUCAGUUUUACAACUACAACAACCAUGAUGCCUGUGCAGCUAUUAAAGCGGAAAAGUCGAAAGCUCGAAAAAUGAAUUGUAGAUCCGCAUACAGACAUGGCUCCGUAAAGCUCGCGCCAACCAAUGCACCGCACUUAAAUAAUAAACUCGCCCGUGUAUCGGCGCAUACUUCCGGUUGUGCGCCACAGGACAUUCUGCGGAAGCGUCGCCUUGCGGCCAAUGCACGCGAACGCCGACGCAUGAAUAGCUUGAAUGAUGCCUUCGAUAAGCUGCGGGAUGUUGUGCCUUCAUUGGGCAACGAUCGGCGACUUUCGAAAUAUGAAACACUGCAAAUGGCUCAAGCUUAUAUUGGAGAUUUGGUUAAACUGCUGACGCGUGAUUAUUAAGUUUAAUUAUUAAACACCGUAUUUCUUG
This is a messenger RNA of Ceratitis capitata (Mediterranean fruit fly), 705 nucleotides long. RefSeq names its product twist-related protein (gene amos). The record is from RefSeq and is a predicted model, not a curated record. Gene Ontology annotation, molecular function: protein dimerization activity. Lineage: Eukaryota; Metazoa; Arthropoda; Insecta; Diptera; Tephritidae. The coding region runs from base 63 to 677 and encodes 204 amino acids. The transcript has a single exon.